GGAAGGCAUUGCUCAAAAUUAGAUAUUUUUGUCUUGUUUUGGUCAAAAUUGGCGGGUUUUCGCAUUGUUUGCUCAGGAAAACUUAUUUUAGCUUUCAGAAGAGGAUUAGAAAUUCGGAAAGGUAUCAUUGCAUUCAUAAAAUCGCUAUUAAAUGUUCCCUGGUGCUUCUUCGACGGGCUUCUGUAAGUAUCCUGACAACUGCUCUUAAUAACAACCUUGAAUUUCCUUUUGUUGAUGAGUUCGUUGACUUUGUAUUUUGGUGUGCAGCAGGUGUUGAUGUUAUAUAAAUGAAUGUAUAUGUUUUUCCUCUUAGACCAUGCGCCGUUUAGUAAAGGCCUCUUGGUCUUAACCGGAACAGCUUCGUUCUUCAACAUCCUGUUUGUAUCCUCCACAAGACACUUGUUCUCAAGUAAUCCAUGGAUCCAGAUUGUGCAUAACUCAAAGGUGAAGUUCGAAUUUCAUUCUUACUUUUGAUGAUAGUUAUUUACUGCGGUCUUCAGUUCUGUGAGGUUAGUUUUCAACACACUGAUUGCAUCAAAGACGUAAGAUGGCCAGAGACGUUAUGAAAAUCAACGACUGUAGGGGAAAAAUUGGUAAAAUCUCCGCACAGCCCCAUACUAUUGUAAAACAAAUCUGUUUUCUCAAUGGCAAUGUAUUGUUUUAGUCCUUGUUUUCUCUAUUCAAGAACUGAAUACAUAAUGAAGUAUGGGGCUGUGCGGAAAUUUUACCGAAAAAUUUCAGUCUACUAAAUACUAUUCUCAAAUAAAGCCCAAGUCCUAAAGGGAAUCUAUUGUUUUCUUUAUCCUUGAGCUGCAUGCAUAAUGAAGUAUGGGACUGUGCUAAAAUGGAAGCUUGAAGCUGAGUUAUAGGCCUGACAGAAUCUAAAUCUGAUAAGAACUAUACUUCCCAUAACUGGCAGAAUCCGUACAUAAGUAAUCUUAUUUAAUGCAUUGUUUCAUACAAAUCUCAAGUAAUUUUCAAUUCUUUACUGAAGUCCUAAAAUUGGGAACCCUCUUCUUGUUUCAGUCACUUGUUUGUCAAAUCUUUUUAGCUUUAAGAUGAAAAUACAAGAGUUUUUACUUAAAUAAUCACUGAAUUGGCUAAGCCGUACUUUCCCAGCACUUUUAAGUGAGGUGGCCUCUCCCAUAAGCCUGGUAGCUUCCUGGGUCUCCCUGCCUUCUAUAGAUUAUAAUGCUGUCAAUAAUUUUUUUUUGUGUAAAAGGCAAAUGAAAUGAUGAUGAUGAUGAUGAAUCUUUAUUUUUUUCUCAUUUUUCAGUUAUGGCGAGUUCUGACCUCAACUUUUUACUAUUCAAGUACUAGAAAUUUGAUUUGUGGUUCAUUUCUUCUUUAUUCUUUCCGGAUCUUUGAGAGACGAUUUGGUUCUAAAAGAUAUGCAGUAAGUGAUAAUUAAUUGUUAUAGGGCUGAGUGGAGUGCAAUUCAGUCUGUAAUCAUGCAAGUGAUUAAAAAAAAAAUCACAAGUAUAAUAACAGAGAGAAUUGGUUGACAUUUAGGAGUCCAGUGUUACUAAUCAAUCAAUAAAUACACCUGUUAACUUGGUAAAAUGCAUGAGAACAGUAAAUGCAUAUGACAUGUACUGUCCAAGUAUACUGGCAUGAUGCACUUACUAUCCUCUUACACUGUCCAAUUACAAGCAUGACAUGUACAUAGUCCUAUUUGUGCUCAAAUCAAACUACUGAUAAUGAAUCACAUUCAAUAAUUUUGUUCUAGUUUCGAUUAAUAUAUUGAUUUUGAUGAGACUGAAUGAUUUAACUGGUAAUUUAUCAUUGGUUGUAGAAUUUUUUUCUUGUGUAUAGUCAAGUUACUUAUUAUUUUUAUCUUUACAGUCAUAUAUUUUCUGUACCUCUGCAAUUGCAAUUGGACUUCAACUUACCUCAGUAGCUGUUCUCAAACAUUUUGGACAUGAAGUAGGACUUCCUCCAGCAGGACUGUAUCUUUUUGUCUUUUAAAACAUGUUGUCAUGCUUAUGUUCCAUCAAAUUCUUUAACAUGACUUUAAUAAAGAGUUAUUCACUGUAAAGGAGGUGAAUAAUGGUGGAUAUUUACAUGUACCAAGCUGCAAAGCAUUGAGGUAAAUAUCCACUACUUUCACCAACAGUGACGUGAAGUAGUGUUUUAGUAUAUACGACACAGAACCAAAGAAUAGUUUAUUUCUGUCAAUGUGCCCAAAAAUGGUCAGAAAUGUACUCUUAAGAUGCAAUUUUUUUUCCUUCAGUUGCCUAUAGGGGAAUAGUACUUGCCAAUCACUUCCAAACUAGCCAAUCAGCCUGUCUGUUUUGGCUCAUGAAUAAAUCUCAUCACCAUAACUUAAGGGUUACCAGGAUAGCAUCUAAUAUCUCCUCACAAUAUCACCCCUGAAUCACACCUUACGCUUACGAGAAGAGAGGAAAUGAUCACCAGCUUAAGAAGCUCUUGACUGUUAAAACAAAUUCUCCUUAUCAGCGCCUUAGGAAAUGCACAGAGAACAGUAUGGAGAAUAUGCAUAUUGAUUUUAGGGUGUAAAGGGUUAAGAUUAUAGUAUUUUCCUUACAUGUCCUUCAACACUGACAGUUUUGGAGUGCUGUUUGCAACUCUUGUCAAGUAUUUCUAUGAUGUCCCAGCAUCAGAUGCUAUCACCUUCAUUGGAUUCCCAAUCUCGGGAAAAAUAUUUAUUUACUCCAUGGCACUUCAGGUAAGUAGUUUUCCUUUUGGUCUUUGCACCAGGUGUAAUUGUUUGCUAUGUACUGGUUUUGGGUUGCAUUAGGAAAACAGAAGAAUUCCCAAUUUCUUCCUGAUCUUUCCAGAUGAUCCUGAAUAUCCAAGAUUUUGUUCUUGGGGAAAGAUGUAAAGUUAAUUUAUUUGUUGCUGAAUUUGUUCAUCAUGGUUUUAAAGCACAAUCUUUAAAAUUAUUAUGUUAAAAGUCAUUCAUUUAUUUCUGUACAGAUGCUGUUAGCUAAUAAGGAAUCACUCUUGGCUGGCAUUUGUGGAGUGGUAAGUGUAGAAAAUUCUACAAGUUGUUAACCCUUUUUAUUUGGCAUAUACUGAGGAUUAACGCUAAGAAGUACUAUUGUUUAUGUCUCUGACUGGACGAACAAUGUGUUUUCACAGUCAUUUGCCUCCAAUCUUUGAAAUGUGUUUGUCAGUAAGAAAACCUGAGUAUGUAUGAAAUAAAAAUAGUAUACCAUGGAAAGUGCUUGAAUGAUUUUUAUUCACCUGGUGCAAUGCAUAUAAAAAGUUACUUGUUCACUGUGCUCACUUGUUUGUUUUUAUUUUUAUGCAUCACAACUCGUGAUUAAAAAUUGUUGGGCACUCUGCAUGGAAUAACCUUUAAAACUCCUGUGACUGACCAAAACAGCAUCUCUCUCUACAAUAUCAAUACAAUAUCAAGUAGACAAGUGAUGAGAAUAAAGAAAGAUAUAAAUUUAGAGGAUUGUAACCAAUGAUUUCAUGAUACAAGUCUUGAAAAAAUACAGUAAUAACAUUUACUACUAACUUGUACAUCCAAGAAAUACUAUAAUUAUUUGUUCUCCCCCUAUUUUACAGGUAGCAGGAUUUAUUUAUAGGUUCAACUUAUUUCAAGUUCAACAGUGGUUGAAGUUGCCAGAAUCCCUGACGUCAGCUGUGUCCAGAGCAUUUGGUGGAUUGUUUUCAACAGAGACUACCCCUACUCAGCCCUAUGCGAUGGGUGCAACGCUGGAAAUACAGAGAGCACAGCAAGUGGAACAUUAUGAGCAGCAAGCAAUGAGGGCAAGAAUGGGACAUCUUAGAAACAGGGUGUGUAUAUUUAAUUGUUCCAACCUUAUUUUUCCACAAAAUGUAGUCACUGUGAUCAUCUGAUGGAUCAAUGUCAGUAUCUGUGCAGCUGUGCACCUUUCCCUCUGCUUACCCAAAUACCAAGGUAGGGUCAAUGAUGUAAUGUAAAGCACCUUGUAACAGCCAAUGCUACAGUGUAGUGUUGGUCAGCAAUGAUAAACCUUCCUGUGUAGAAAUCCAUGUUCUUAUUUAUUGAGCAUCCAGCCCCUAUUCAGCCCCUCACAAGUUUCCACUGUAAAUGGACACUGUAACAUCAGUUUGUAUAUUCUCCAUUCUGUUCCCUAUACAUUUCCUAUGGUGUAAACAAGUAGAAUUUGUUUAUCAAUUAAGGGUUUCUUUAGAUGGUGACAAUUUUCUUUAUACCUGUAACCUAAAUUUGUGAUUCAGGGGUAUAAAUAUUGUAAGGAGAUGCUUGAUGCUAGCCACUCUAAGCAGGCAAAGGAUUAAGUUUAAAAGUAAUUUUUUAGUAACAUCUAUAUUUAAAUAUUUGAUGUCAUCUAGGGUCCUCCAAGAGUAGGCCAAGGAUAUGCUGAUGUCCUCCUCCCCCCUGGGGGAGGAGGCUGGCUUUGGGGAGGGGCAGGUGGCCAGCAGCCGCCACCCCCACCUCCACUGAAUAACUGGCAUGACAGAGGUGCUGAUGUAGACAAUGCUAACAUACCUCAGCAACCAACCGUGGAAGUGUCAGAAGAACAGGUUGGUAGAAAUUGUUGCUUUCAAUCUUUCAAUCUUUGAACCACGCAAGAGUCAGAUUGUGGCAAAUGUAGCAUAUUUUGCCGUAACUGUUUGCAAAGAUAAGACAAUGUAAAGUUCCUCUUUUCAAGCUUGGUUUGGAAGGUGAGGCAGAAGUGAACAGUGGAAUCAGGUAAUCGUUUUGGGGCGAAAUUUUAGGAUUAAAAGGUGUUGAUAAGUUUUGAAACAUGCAUCAGAACCCAUGGUGAGAGUUACAGAGGAUAGUUGGAAGUUUACAACACAAGUAUUUAAUAUGCAGGGGUUUCAAAACAAGAAAGUUUCAUUGGUUACUUGAUAACAUGUCGCUAGUUGCUCUGGUCGAAAUUAUUACCUUUUGGCCCUUAUUGAACUUUUCACAAUUAUUUUUGCAAAGUCUGACUCCUGCUUCGAAACAUUUUCAAACCCCCGAAUGUGCUCUUAUGGGUCUGAUCAUCACCAGCCUGUUCACAGACCACCUUUUUUCUCUUACAUCAUUAUCUAAGUGGGGAUGAACUAAAGAACACAGAUGCACGGGAAGGUAAAUCACAGCUAAUGAUGAAAAUGAUGCUGGAGGGUGGCUAUAUGCUGUUCUUAUCCCCCAAAGAAAAAACAAAAAGAAGUGGUUUUGGACAGGCUAGAGUAGUAAUACUUAUUUGAAAUUGAAAUGUUUACACACUUCAAUCAUUGAAUGACUGUUUUGAGCUCAAUCAAUUUUUCAUUGUUUGUGAAAGGUUCAGACUUUGGUGGAGAUGGGAUUCUCUAGGCUGGCUGUCCUCCAUGCCCUGACGGCAAGUAACAAUGAUGUCAAUGUGGCCACAAAUAUUCUAUUGUCACAGUCUUAGCCUUGAUCAAGUGUUGUUAGUAGUGGUUCACUACAGCAUCUAGUUCUAUAUGGCGACUGUCUGUCAGAGGAUUUCUGUAAAUACAGUGUAAAUCCAAGAUCAAAAUAUUACAGAUGUAAAAAUCUGCUUUUGAGAGACUCAACAUAAGUUGGUGUAACAUUACUAUUAUGUUACGUGCAUGUUAAUUUUUAAUGUAGAAUAAUUUUAACAGUGGAGGCAAUUGGAAGCUUUAUUAUGCAACUGUGGUACUCUGGAACUACAUGUACAGUAAAAAGGCCAGAA
Messenger RNA from Pocillopora meandrina, 5642 nucleotides. Lineage: Eukaryota; Metazoa; Cnidaria; Anthozoa; Scleractinia; Pocilloporidae. The record is from the annotation of a GenBank genome assembly.